AUGUUUCGCUCCACGACGCCAUUGACGAGGCCUCUAAGGCAAGGCUUGACGCCAACUCCCAAGUCAAGGGUGUCGUAUCCACGGUCAAGGUCAAUGCAGCAAGCUGCCAGACCGGUGAAGCCAGCAUUUAGUUAUGCCUGGGCAGCUGGCGGCCUUGUCCUACUCGGGGCAGCCACAACGUUCCUCGGAUAUAGGGCAGGCAUCAACCACGCUACGCCGCUGCCUCCGCCCGUCACGUCUGCUGCGAAGCCACUGUAUGCAUCGAGAAAAGAGAUGGAGGAGGCGAUAAAUGAGUUGAAGGCUACUCUUGGACACGAAGCCAUUAGCACCGAUCCGGACGACCUACAUCGCCAUGGCUAUUCAGACUGGUCCACGACCAAUGUUGACACGCUGCCAAUAGCUGUUGUCUAUCCUAAGUCAACCCUAGACGUUUCGAGCGUUGCCAGAGUCUGUCACAAACACAAGAUCCCCAUCAUCCCCUACUCCGGCGGCACCUCCGUAGAAGGCCAGUUCACCGCACCUUUCGGUGGUUUCAGUCUCGACUUCGCCCACAUGGACAGCCUCCUCGCCCUCCACGAUGACGACCUCGACGUCGUGGUCCAGCCCGCGGUAUCGUGGAUGGAGCUCAACGACCGCCUCGAACCCGCGGGGCUCUUCUUCCCUGUCGACCCAGGGCCAGGCGCCCGCAUCGGCGGUAUGGUCGGUACCAGCUGUUCAGGCACCAACGCCGUCCGCUACGGCACCAUGAAGGACUGGGUUGUCAACCUCACCGUCGUGCUCGCCGACGGCCGUGUUAUUAAGACGCGCCGCCGCCCUCGUAAGACGGCCGCCGGUUAUAACUUGACUAGUCUCUUCGUCGGCGCCGAGGGCACUCUAGGAAUCGUCACCGAGAUCACCCUGCGCCUGACGGUGCUCCCACAGCAGACCAGUGUCGCCGUCGUCACUUUCCCCACUAUCCGCGACGCGGCCGCCGCGGCGUCGCGGGUCAUACGCGCUGGCGUGCCCGUCGCCGCCAUGGAAAUCAUGGAUGACGUGCAGAUGGGCGUCAUCAACAAGGUCGGCGCCACGAGGCGCAGGUGGAAGGAGGUGCCAACCGUCUUCUUCAAGUUCUCCGGCACUGAGGCGGGCGUUAGGGACAACAUCGAUUCGGUCAGGGCCAUCGCGAAGGCGAACGCGGGCGGCGAUUUCCAGUUCGCCGCGAACAAGGCGGAGCAGGCGGAGCUGUGGAGCGCGAGGAAGGAGGCGCUGUGGAGUAUGUUGGCCCUGAAGGGGGAAGAUGAGGAGUUGUGGAGCACGGAUGUGGCUGUGCCCUUGAGUCGAUUGGCGGAGAUUAUGGAGGAGUCGAAAAAGGACAUUGCCGGACUUGGUAUGUUCGCGUCGAUGCUCGGGCAUGUCGGGGACGGCAACUUCCACUCGGCAAUCUUUUACAAAAAGAACGAUCCGGAGCAGGUGGACAAGGUCAAGCGGGUCGUGUACAAGAUGGUCGACAAGGCACUCGAGAUGGAAGGCACGUGUACCGGCGAGCACUCCGUCGGGUUGAGCAAGAAGGCCUCGUUGGUGAAAGAACUCGGUCCGGAAACCAUUGGCGUCAUGAGGGAAUUGAAGCGCGCUCUAGAUCCUUGUUCGCUCAUGAACCCAGGCAAGAUCUUUGACAUUUGA
Molecule: messenger RNA, 1659 nt
Organism: Diplodia corticola
Lineage: Eukaryota; Fungi; Ascomycota; Dothideomycetes; Botryosphaeriales; Botryosphaeriaceae
Product: d-lactate dehydrogenase
Exons: 3
Coding region: 1-1659 (552 amino acids)
Biological process (GO): lactate catabolic process
Cellular component (GO): mitochondrion
Molecular function (GO): FAD binding; D-lactate dehydrogenase (cytochrome) activity; D-lactate dehydrogenase (NAD+) activity
Source: RefSeq, a predicted model, not a curated record